Molecule: messenger RNA, 791 nt
Organism: Piliocolobus tephrosceles (Ugandan red Colobus)
Lineage: Eukaryota; Metazoa; Chordata; Mammalia; Primates; Cercopithecidae
Gene: SPATA46
Product: spermatogenesis associated 46
Exons: 3
Coding region: 36-791 (251 amino acids)
Biological process (GO): fertilization
Cellular component (GO): nuclear membrane
Source: RefSeq, a predicted model, not a curated record
GGCGUGUGAUCUCUGUACACCGCAGUGGUCAGAAUAUGGAGAACUUCUCACUCCUCAGCAUCUCUGGACUUCCAAUCUCUUCCUCCGCCCUGAGUGCUUUUCCCGACACUAUGUUCUCUCGUGCCACCAGCCUGCCAGACAUUGCAAAGACAGCGGUACCCACUGAGGCAUCCAGCCCAGCUCAGGCCCUGCCACCCCAGUACCAAAGCAUCACUAUCCGGCAAGGGAUACAAAACACAGUGCUCUCACCAGACUGCAGCUUGGGGGACACCCAGCACGGAGAGAAGCUGAGGCGGAACUGCACUAUCUACCGGCCCUGGUUCUCCCCCUACAGCUACUUUGUGUGUGCAGACAAAGAGAGCCACCUGGAAGCUUACGACUUCCCAGAGGUGCAACAGGAUGAGGGCAAGUGGGACAACUGCCUUUCCGAGGACAUGGCUGAGAGCAUCUGUUCGUCCUCUUCCUCCGCAGAGAACACUUGCCCUCGAGAAGCCACCAAGAAAUCCAGGCAUGGCCUGGACUCCAUCACAUCUCAGGACAUCCUAAUGGCUUCCAGGUGGCACCCGGCACAGCAGAAUGGCUACAAGUGCGCGGCCUGCUGCCGCAUGUACCCUACCUUGGACUUCCUUAAGAGCCACAUCAAGAGAGGCUUCAGGGAGGGCUUCAGCUGCAAGGUGUACUACCGGAAGCUCAAAGCCCUCUGGAGCAAGGAGCAGAAGGCCUGGCUCGGAGACAGGCUCUCCUCAGGCAGCUGCCAGGCCUUCAACAGUCCUGCUGAACACCUUAGGUAA